Molecule: messenger RNA, 1454 nt
Organism: Neolamprologus brichardi
Lineage: Eukaryota; Metazoa; Chordata; Actinopteri; Cichliformes; Cichlidae
Source: RefSeq, a predicted model, not a curated record
UCUUGGUGCUUUAAACGAGGAAGACAGAGCAAGAGCCUCGGUGCUAAUUUCAUUUGUAGUGUUUAAAGUAAGACCAAGUUUGUGGACAGAGAGCAAACCUCCUUGUCUCAACCAGAAUGACGACACAAGAUCAAGAUGAGAAGAGAUACGACCCCAGAGAUACGACGCUGAAAUUUGUCAACAGGAAGGAUGAGCUGGAUCCAUAUUCUGACGGUCUCGUGGCAGAGAUGUCCUGCGGUCAUGCCGUCACACCGGAAUCUCUCACCAGAUGGUGCCGCAGUCUGCUGAAUCAGGGCGUGUACAAAUUUACGUGCCCGGCGUGUGUUGCAGAGUGGUCCUAUCCAGAGGUGCGCAGGCUGGCAGCGCUGACUGUUGAAGAAAUGGAGUACUUCGAAGAGAAGAUUGCUCAAUUGGCAGCCACAGACUACUCUGAAUUGCAAAUAUGUCCUGGUUGCAAGACUUAUGUGGAGAGAGAGGAUCUGACUAACCUGAGUGUGAGGUGCAUGAUCUGCACAGCAGACAACAACAAAGUGUACGAGUUCUGCUGCCAGUGUUUGAGGCCGUGGAAAGGUAGAGCUCCACGCUCAGACCGCUGUGAUAAUGAUGGCUGCGUAAACCAAAAACUCGAAGUUCUCAAGAACUGCAAGACUACUGAUUUCCAAGAGGUUGAGGGGGCUGACGCCUGUCCCUUCAUCCGGGCCUGUCCCACGUGUGGUGAGAUAGUGGAGCACAAUAAAACAGGCUGCAAGAACAUCACCUGUCCUCGCUGUCACAAAGAGUUCUGCUUUUUGUGUUUGAAACUCACUCCUGUGUGCUUGAAAACCAGCACUCACUACAUGUCCUGCAGUGAUGGUGUGGCUCCCAGACAAACAUCCAUACCUAUGUUGUGCAGAAAGUAGCAGGAACCAUGGACCCUAAUUAAGUAUGCCUAUCUCAUACCAGACCUUCCUUUAGAUUAAAUUGUCUUUCUAGUAAAACUCAAACAGAAAGCUGGAACAGAGCUAUGUUUGCAUAUCACCUAGCUCUGCCCAAUGAAUCAUUAAACAACAUAAUGUGUCUUUGUUCUUCUGGGAACAAUUUCUGGACUCUAUCUGUAACUUCCUGGAGUGUUUACACUUCUGUUUUUGAAAUUGGUGAACUUGCCCUGGUGUGUUUUUUCCACUUUUCUUCUAGCCAAUGUACUGAGCUAAGAUCACUGUGGCGGGGUUUGGUUUGUGGCUCAGCUGCAGGGGACAGGUGGGGCAGUGGGUUCAGAGUGCGGUGUCAGAGGAGGCUGACACACACCUGAGUUCCAUUAACUGGUCAUGUCUCCCUUAUGAAGGAUGUGCUGGGACCUGAGGUGUUGUUGUGUGUGGGUGUGGUUGGCAGCUGGAAAGCUAUGACCGAGUGUUGGAAAAAUCAAACAAACAAAAAAAUAAAAUAUGUAGUAACGAACUGUUUGAGUGGGUCCUCAU